Molecule: messenger RNA, 1944 nt
Organism: Acaulospora morrowiae
Lineage: Eukaryota; Fungi; Glomeromycota; Glomeromycetes; Diversisporales; Acaulosporaceae
Source: the annotation of a GenBank genome assembly
AUGGCGAAUCCUCAAAAGAGCAAAUGUUUGAGGGAUCAGCAAAUCGACGAGAUCGUCACAAUGCUCAAUCUCAACACCAAACCCGAGCCUUCGACCUCGACAAAUUUGGAUAGUCUUACGAUACCCACCGCAAAUCCUGAUCCGAUCUGGAAGGUGUUAAUAUUCGACGAAUUCGGUCGAGAUAUAAUCUCCUCUGUCCUCAAAGUUGCCGACCUGCGGGAGAACGGUGUGACCGUACACAUGUUAUUAAAGAGUGAGAGACAACCUAUCGCAGAUGUUCCAGCAAUUUAUUUCGUGGAGCCGACAUCCGAAAACAUUCAAAGGAUCAGUGAGGAUCUGGCUAAAAGUCUUUAUGAAUCAUCUUACAUAAACUUCUUGACAUCCAUCACGAGGCCCUUGUUAGAGGAGCUUGCAGCAUCUACAAUACCGAACAACACAUCAAACAUGAUUGCGCAGGUCUAUGACCAAUAUUUGAACUUUAUUGUCACUGAACCGAAUCUAUUUUCACUGAACCAAUCAAACAUGUAUUGCUCUUUGAACGACCCCACCGCUGCAGAAACUGCUAUCGAGCAGGUUAUUGAUCGAACGGUCAGUUCCUUAUUUUCAGUGUUAGUAACCAUGGGCGUGAUACCAAUCAUUCGGUGUCCCCGAAGAAAUGCGGCUGAGAUGAUUGCACAAAAAUUGGAUAGUCGAUUACGCGAUCAUGUGCUAAAUUCACGGAAUAAUCUUUUUUCUGAUGCCUCCACGUCCUUGAAUUUUCAGAGGCCAGUCCUGCUGAUACUUGACAGAAAUGUUGAUCUGAUACCGAUGUUGAGUCAUUCUUGGACUUACCAAGCCUUGAUACAUGACGUCUUAGACAUGCAUUUGAAUAGAAUCUCGAUUGAGACCGAAGAAAUGGGACCUAGGGUUAAGAAAAGUUAUGAUUUAGAUAGCAAAGACUUUUUUUGGGCUAAAAAUGCGGCGAGCCCGUUUCCCCAGGUAGCCGAGGACAUAGAUGUGGAAUUGAAUCGAUAUAAAUCGGAUGCUGCUGAAAUCACGAAACUUAGUGGUGUCAGUUCUCUGGAUGAUGUCGAUCAAUCGGAUUUUUCCCAGAAUACUCAACACUUGAAAUCAGCCAUAACCGCUUUACCGGAGCUUACGGCACGUAAACAAACACUCGACAUGCAUAUGAACAUAGCCACUUCUUUAUUACAAGGAAUUAAGGAACGUCAGUUAGAUACUUUUUUUCAGAUGGAAGAAUCCAUAACUAGGCAAAGUCGGUCCGCGGUGUUGGAUGCAAUCCGAGAUCCCGAAAAAAAUGCACCUGAAGAUAAACUUCGCUUCUUUAUUAUCUAUUAUCUUUCAGUGGACGAGGUCACAAAGGAAGACAUGGCAGAAUACGAAGACGCUUUGCGCUCCGCUGGAUGUGACUUGGCCGCGUUGAAUUACGUCAAAAAGGUGCGUGAAAUCACCAAAAUGACAACGAUGUCUGCGCCUGUAUCUCAGAGUUCGGGAUUCGGUCAGUCCAGUCAACUCUUCCAAGGAUUUAGUUCUAUCGGAAAUAAGGCAUGCUUGACAGAUCGACUAAAGGAGGGAGGCCUUGGUGGUGGUUUCGAAAACUUGAUUUCAGGUGUAAAGAAUUUACUUCCCACACGCAAAGACUUGACCGUUACAAAAAUUGUUGAAUCGAUCAUGGAACCAGCUACCAGUAGCAUGAGUGAAACUGAUGAUUAUCUUUACUUUGACCCAAAGACAGCUCGAAAUUCUAGCGUCAACAAACAAUCUAGAAAUAGAAUUAGCUUUCAGGAAGCAAUUGUAUUUGUGGUUGGUGGUGGGAAUUACAUUGAAUAUCAAAAUCUGCAAGAAUUUGCGCAGCGCCAACCGGAGAAAAAGAAAAUUACUUAUGGCUCUACCCAAAUACUAAACCCACAUGCUUUUCUACAAGAACUAGCAAAACUUGGGUGA